Molecule: messenger RNA, 1266 nt
Organism: Diuraphis noxia (Russian wheat aphid)
Lineage: Eukaryota; Metazoa; Arthropoda; Insecta; Hemiptera; Aphididae
Source: RefSeq, a predicted model, not a curated record
AAUACAGGAAUCAUUCCUGAAUCAGUCAUGGAAAACAGUGGUCUUAAUCGAGACCUUUGCGAUCCUGUAAAAUACUUUGAUYUACAACGCAUGAUGGUUGAUCAAAAUAAURUAACGAUGGCUUUGAAAAUGUCCGAGUAUGAAAAAGCAUUAGCUGAAAGGGAUUACACUAUUAAAUCCUUGCAUACAAAUAUGAUCAAUUCUCAAAAUAAUAACUAUAUUCUAAAUAACCAGUGCAAGAAUAUAAUGGAAAAAACAAAGUCAGUAAAUGAUACCUGUAUCCGCCUAAAUACAAGUUUCACAAAUAUUUGUGAGCGUUUAAACAGACUUGGCGACACUGUAGAUAAUGCAAGAAUCAGACAAAAAGAAGUUAUGACAUUAGUAGAUCAAACUACUAGUACAUUUCAAGAAAAAAUUUUAAGUAUUUCAGAUACUCUUGAUGAGUCAUUAAAACAAGUGAAUAUGGAAAAGAUAAGAACAAAACAAGAUUUAGAAAUUUUGCAAGAUAAGUAUUCUCUUGAUAUAACUGGUUUUAAAACAAAUUUACAAGAAUGUACUAAUGAAAUAGAAUACUUAAAAAAUGAAAAUAAUAUGUUAUUGGAAAAACUGAAUGAUUCAUACAUAAAAUUAAAUGAAGAAAAAGAAACUGUUUUGAAGCUUAACCAACGCUUUGAAACAGAAAUUAGAGAGAUGGAAAAUCAAAAUCUACUGAUUAUCAAUCAAAAUAAAUCCAUGAAUGAUAAUUUGAAUGAAAUAAUAAAUAAAAAUAAAAYUUUAGAAGAUGAACUUACCAUACUGAAGGUUUCUCUAAAUGAAAACAAAAAACAGUUAGAUAUACAAUCAAGUAUGAUUAAAGAGCAAUCAGAAUUGUGUGGUAAUCUAAAAAUAUCUGAGGAAUUAAAUAAUAAAUUAAAAAAAGAUAAUUUUACAUUAAAAGAACAUAAUCAAUAUCUUGAAGAAAUUAAUAAAAAUUUGGUGGAGGAGAUCGGCAGUAUUAAAUUGUCUCAACAUAGAAUUCAAGAAGAAACAGAAAACAAAUUUAAAGAUAUGUGUGAUAAUUAUGACAAUUUACUGAAAAUGCAAGAUGAGAGAUUGAAGGAUGGAACUGAAAAGUUAGCAUUACAAAAAGAAAAAGAGAUAAAAAAUCAAACUGAAGUAAUUGAAUUAAAGCAAGAAAUUGAUACGUCUAAUAAAACAAUAACUGGUUUACGAGAAGAGUUACAAGCUAAUUAUGUGUUGAUUCCAGAAUUACAAAAUAAAAUUGAU